GGCUUGGCACCGGUCAAACAGUCUGACCACCCCAUUCAAUUCAAGCUAUCUUUUGCCGAAGGCUUAUGCACGCUAUGUAUCACCUUUCGGCAUGGCACUACUUAUAAGUUCAAACUUAACACGCCCACUGAGAACGACAAUCCACACAUAAUACUACUAGUUCAGCUCACAUUCUAACAACCAUGUCUGCAACUAUCAGCCCAAAGAGCGCCUUGAAGAUCGUAAUGGGUGCUAUGACGUUUGGCGUAGAAGGAUCUGAAGGCGCUCGAGUUCACGAACUCAAAGACGUGGAAACUAUCCUCGACAUCUUUCAGAGCCAUGGGCACAAUGAGGUCGACACUGCACGCAUUUAUGCAUUCGGCACCAGUGAAGAAUAUCUCGGAAAAAUCAACUGGCAGAACCGGAGUUUGAUCAUGGACACCAAGCACUAUCCACAUUCUCGGAUGGGCCUCCCUACUGAGGAGGGCCAGCUGUACGAUCACUCCCCAGAGGGUUUGCGCCUGAAUCUCAUGGCAUCCUUGAAGGCCCUGAACACCGACAAAGUUGACAUGUGGUAUCUUCACGGUCCUGACCGCACUAUACCAUACGAGGUCACUCUAAAAGCUGUUAACGAACUAUACAAAGAAGGGUAUUUUAAAACUUUUGGCAUCAGCAAUUAUAUGUCUUGGGAAGUAGCGCAAAUAAUGGAAAUAUGCAGGUCAAAUGGGUAUAUCCAACCUACUGUGUACCAAGGCGCUUACAAUGCGAUACAAAGAACCGUAGAACCGGAACUGUUCAGCUGCUUACGCAAAUAUGGUAUAAGCUUCUACGCCUUCAGUCCUCUUGCAGGAGGCUUCUUUACUGGUCGAUACAUCAGCCAAGACGAUCAGGCUGAGGCAGGUAGCCGAUUUGAUCCUGGCAGAAUGCAGGGCGAGUUCCAUCGUAACAGGUAUUGGAAUAACACCUACUUUGCUGCUGUCAAGUUGGUCCGCGAGGUUGCUGAAGCGUACAAUUUGACGGUGCCUGAAGUGGCUUUGCGGUGGAUCUCUCACCACAGCUGUCUGUCUCGUGAAACUGGCGACGCAGUGAUUAUCGGAGCAUCUAGUGCGAAGCACACGGAGCAGAACCUUUUGGAUCUCGAAAAGGGCCCUUUACCCGAUGAGGUUGUGAAAGCCUUGGAUGAUGCUUGGCUUUCUGUCAAGGCCAUCUCUGCCAAUUACUGGCAUUAGAUACAAAGUAACAUAAAUUAGCAACAUUUGUACCCCGCAUGUACUAUACUUGAGUCAAC
Messenger RNA from Suillus fuscotomentosus, 1267 nucleotides. RefSeq names its product Aldo/keto reductase. The transcript is spliced from 13 exons. Gene Ontology annotation, molecular function: oxidoreductase activity. Bases 183 to 1208 code for a protein of 341 amino acids. The record is from RefSeq and is a predicted model, not a curated record. NCBI's taxonomy places the organism in Eukaryota, Fungi, Basidiomycota, Agaricomycetes, Boletales, Suillaceae.